AUGAAAAAUUCAAAUGAUAAUAUUUUUUCAACCAAAGAGAAAUACGCAGUAUUUAUUACACACCUUCCAAAAGAGGCUCCACCAGAUGGUGUAAUACGGUGGGUAAAAGAUAUAGUUUCUCGUCGAUAUAGUAAAGAAAUUAAUAUUUCAAACAAAAUAUAUCUAGGCGACGGAAUAACAUUCACAGUUGACGAUCAAUUUCAAUUUGAAAUGAUAUUAUUGAUGAAUGGAUCUACAAUGCAUGAUAUUCCAAUUUGGAUUCUAAAAUUACCUUGCGAAAUGACAUUAUUAGCUACAACAUUUAGACAAAUCUUUGAAAAGUCAAUUUCUGGAACUUCACUUGAUUUUAGUAAUCUUGCGGCCAAGUUUUUAAGUGUUCAAGCAAAUUCCGAAAAUAUUGACUUCUCUUCCCGCUGGUUUGUCGAAUAUAUGUUUUACAGAAUCGCAGUCGAAGCCGAAGAGCGUAAAACAAAAAUAGUUUCUUUAAAUUUAAGUUCAAAUAAAAUUAAUAACGUGAAAACAUGGAAUCCUUAUUAUAAAUUCUUACCAGAUCUAUCAGAAAUAUACUUCAACAACAAUAUAUUUACAGAACAACCCGAUAAUACCGGUUUAAACAUCAAUUUUAUCACAAAUCUUCCAAGUACAUCAACAGCUGUUAAUUACGCACCGUCAUCUGGCUCAAAGCCAGUAAAGAAGUGGGAUUCGCAUAAUACUUUUAAUAAAAAACCACAAAAGAAUAUUAAAGAUGAUUGGAAUGCUCCAGAUAAUGUAAAUGUGCAAGAAAACAAUUGGGGAGAUGACAAUGACUCAUGGGGAUUCAAUGGAAACAAGCCAAAUAAGCAAAAUAAGACUUUUGAUUCGAACAAACAGGGAUGGCCAGGAAUUAGCCAGGGAUGGGGUCAAAACCAGAAUCAGAAUUGGGGACAGAAUUCAAACUGGUCACAGCCAGGUCAAGAUCAAGGGUGGGGACAAGAUCCAAACCAAAAUUCCGGCUGGGGACAGAAUCAGAACCAAAACUCUGGUUGGGGACAAAACCAGAAUCAAAGCCAAGGCUGGAACCAAAAUUCAAACCAAAAUUGGGGGCAAAAUCAGAACCAGAUUCAAAAUUGGAACUCAAACCAGAACCAAUUCCAAAACCAAAACACGGGAUGGGGCUCAAACCAAGGUUGGGGUAACCAGAAUUCAUUUCAGAACCAAAAUCAAAACCAAGGCUGGAAUACAAAUCAGUAUCAAGGAUGGAAUGCUCCAAAUCAAAAUACUAACCAGGGAUGGCCCAAUCAAAACCAAAACAUGAACCAAAAUUGGCCUUCGAACCAAAGUUUUAACUCAAAUCCAAAUCAAACCCAAGGCUGGGGACCGAAUCCAAGCCAGAACCAAAAUUGGGGCCAGACACAAAAUCAAGGCUGGAAUUCCAACCAAAGCCAAGGCUGGGGACCAAAUCAAAAUCAGAAUCAGGGCUGGGACAACAACCAAUCCCAAAAUCAAAGAUGGGGAUCAAACCAGAAUCAAAACCAAGGCUGGGGGUCCAAUCAGAACCAAAACUGGAAUUCAAAUCCAAAUUCAGGUUGGGGAGCCGACCAAAAUCAGAACCAAGGCUGGAAUUCCAAUCCGAACCAGAGCCAGAAUCAAGGCUGGGGAUCAAAUCAGAGCCAAAACUGGAAUUCUGGUCAAAGUUCGAAUUCUGGCUGGAAUCAACCAAAUCAGAACCAAGGCCCAAGUUCUGGGUGGGGCCAAAGUUUCUCUCCUCCUCCGACAAAUUUGCCUUCAGCAACUCCAGUCAACGUUUCUGGGACUUUAUUCGGAAACAAUCCUCCUCCAACACAACCAGCUGAUCCUUCUAUGCUGCCACAAAGCGUUGACCCUUCAACUAUUCCUGAAGUAGAACCAAUCUUUUCAUAA
Messenger RNA from Trichomonas vaginalis G3, 1899 nucleotides. RefSeq lists its product as uncharacterized. The coding region runs from base 1 to 1899 and encodes 632 amino acids. The record is from RefSeq and is a predicted model, not a curated record. The transcript has a single exon. NCBI's taxonomy places the organism in Eukaryota, Parabasalia, Trichomonadida, Trichomonadidae.